Musca domestica (house fly) is the source of this 2058-nucleotide messenger RNA. RefSeq names its product cysteine protease ATG4B (gene Atg4a). Gene Ontology annotation, molecular function: protein-phosphatidylethanolamide deconjugating activity. The transcript is spliced from 5 exons. The record is from RefSeq and is a predicted model, not a curated record. Lineage: Eukaryota; Metazoa; Arthropoda; Insecta; Diptera; Muscidae. The coding region runs from base 281 to 1756 and encodes 491 amino acids.
ACUUUCAAACACAUUGGCUUUUAAUAGCAUUGCAUCCCUUUGGUCCGCUGGCUGUUCAUUUCUGUUGGACAAUACCAGCUGUUGGGCUAUUGGACUGCUGGAAACUCUUGCUGUUGCCGCUGCAGUCCUUGUAAUAAUUCAUAUAGUGGCUUCAUUACCGUGGUUGGGACAACAUCCUGUUGAGCUCUAUCGCCAAAGUCCCCGUAUCUAUUAUCUGCGUUUGAAGUGCAUUGCAAACAUCGAUCGAUUCAUUGAUUUGUACACCAAUGUAUCACGUAAAAUGGAUAGUGUUUUUGAAGCAUACUUAGGUCCGGACGGCGUCUUGGCAGGGGCGGUGGUGGGUGCAGUCGCGGGAGCAACAGGGGAACCUGAUGAUAUACCAAAUGUUAAUACCACAGUUUGGAUAUUGGGUAAAAGUUACAAUGCCAUACAAGAAUUGGAAUUGAUACGUCGAGAUGUCCAAUCGCGUUUGUGGUGUACAUAUCGUCGGGGAUUUGUCCCUCUGGGGGAGCCGCAAUUGACCACCGAUAAAGGUUGGGGCUGUACAUUGCGUUGUGGCCAAAUGGUCUUGGCUCAGGCAUUGAUUGACUUACAUUUGGGACGUGAUUGGUUUUGGACACCGGAAACCCGAGAUCAAACCUAUUUGAAAAUAGUCAAUCGUUUUGAGGACUCGAGGAAAAGUUUUUUCUCCAUACAUCAAAUUGCCUUAAUGGGAGAUUCAGAGGAUAAAAAAGUGGGUCAGUGGUUUGGUCCAAAUACUGUGGCACAGGUUUUGAAGAAACUAGUACGUUAUGAUGAUUGGUGUAGCCUAAUGAUUCAUGUGGCAAUGGACAUGUCAAUUGUCUCGGAUGACAUCAUGUCCCUUUGUCUAGAGAAUCCCCAAAAUGACGAAUCCUGGAAACCAUUACUUCUUAUUAUCCCCUUGCGCCUGGGUCUAAGCGAUAUAAAUCCCAUUUAUAUACCAGCACUAAAGAAAUGUUUUGAAUUGGUUGGUUUCUGUGGCAUGAUUGGUGGCCGUCCAAAUCAGGCAUUGUAUUUUAUGGGUUAUGUGGACGAUGAGGUGUUGUUUUUGGAUCCACACACAACACAAAGAUGCGGUUCGGUGGGACAAAAAACCUCACAAGAUGAAAUUGAGUUUGAUGCAACAUUUCAUCAGAAAUAUGCUGGACGAAUACCGUUUACACAUAUGGAUCCGUCGUUGGCAGUGUGUUUCCUUUGUAAAACGCGUAUUUCGUUCGACAUACUGCUGGAGGAUUUGAAAACAAAAGUUCUAACAGCAAGUACUCAGCCAUUAUUUGAAAUUGUUAAAACGAGAUCCCCCGAAUGGGUAUCAAGUAUGCCAGGUACUACCACCACAACUACUACUACUAUGCCUUACAAUCUUACAUCUUCAACUACCACAAAUCUUAAUACAAGUAAAACAUAUCAAUAUCCCAGUAUAAAUACUACAACAAAUAACAACUUUAACGGAGAUCAAAUAAUGCAAAUUAGCGAUCCUUGUUAUAACUCUUUUGAAGAUUUCUCAAAUUCUUGUGAAAUGAAUUCGAGUUCGUUGCAAACAUUUCAGACAAUUGGUUACAACACCAACAGCAACUCUGAUGACUUGACAAGUUAUAGUUCGACCACAACGCGAACUAUAAGUUGUGGGGAUACAGAAGAUUUCGAAAAACUGAAUCACACUUCAGAGGAGUUAAGGCCACGUAACUGCUGUGAUGAAUACACUGGUUCCGAUGAUGAUUUUGAAUUUAUUUCAUAGUUUUAAAAUACAACAUGUGUCUUUUUUUACAAAAAUUGCUAACUACAAUAUUUGUAUUUAUGGUUUUUACAAAAAGAAACGAAAUGAGAAUUGUUUUUUUAGAGUGGUAGCAAGUCCAGGAAAUAAGAACUGCAAACAGAUGUCUUAAUUUUUGUUUUUAAUUUCUCAAAUGGAUUUGCAUGGAGUACCCUCCUGCAGCAAUUUAGUAAUAUUUAGUGGUAAACAAAAUUCAUUUAUAUUUAGUCUCAAUUUAUUUUUUCCCCUUUUUUGUAUAAACAAAUAAAUAAUAUUAAACUUAAGAA